This is a messenger RNA of Thermothelomyces thermophilus ATCC 42464, 918 nucleotides long. RefSeq lists its product as uncharacterized. Bases 376 to 894 code for a protein of 172 amino acids. Lineage: Eukaryota; Fungi; Ascomycota; Sordariomycetes; Sordariales; Chaetomiaceae. The record is from RefSeq and is a predicted model, not a curated record. The transcript has a single exon.
UUCACGCGCGGGAAGCCCACCACUCACAGCGUGCCGGUACCCUGUGUCAUCGGCGGCAGUGCGCCAUAAUAGCGAGGACGUGGCGUAUCAUGAGGGGUAAUUAAUGAGGCUCGGUAAUGAGGCUCUCUCAAACGACCCUUCAACUGAGACAAUCAUGAAAAAAAUUUUGGGCGCUUGCCUUGAUGGCAUCUCGUCGCCAAGUACCUAGGUAGCGAGGGCUAGAUGAUAAAUAUCUCGACCAUGGCGCACAACGGAAGAUACUAUUAACAAUCUCCCCAACCCACUCUGCCUCCUGCCUCCUGCCUCUCAAGACAGCACGAUCACGCCCACAUCAGCACCCGACAUAGCGAGAUAUUAAUAAUUUGCUUCAACACAAUGGCCGAUCCCCUGACCGUGAUAGGCGGCAUAGCGGCCGUCGUCCAGCUCGCCCAGGCCGGGAGAGACUUUUUCAAGGUCCUCCGCCAGUUCGCUCGCGACGCAGGCGGUGCCGCCCCCGCCGUCAAGCGUUUCGCAGGCCAAGUCCGAGCCUUCUCAGGCGCCAUCGAAGUUGCCGAACGGACCUUGGCUUGCUACUGUAUGGAGAACCCCGAGUCUCCACUGGUGGCUUACAUCCGACGCCACAAGGUGCUCCAAGAUGUCGACAGCGAAGCAAAGUCCGUCCAGGCCCAUCUCUUCAUUCUCCGGGACAAGGUCUCCAACAUGCAUACCAUGCCGUUGAUACUGGCGAGCAUUCAAUGGAUGUUUAAGAAGGCGGAGAUCCUGCAACUGAUUCCGGAGAUGGAGACUGUCAAGACGACGUUGGACUUGUUGAUAACCACUUCGCUGCUCGAGUCCAUGAAUCGAAAGCUCGACAGCGCCUUAGACACCAAUCAAGAACUUCGGAAGCAAAUGUGAGUCCCACUGGAUCCGCCGUGUCUG